Molecule: messenger RNA, 1539 nt
Organism: Striga hermonthica
Lineage: Eukaryota; Viridiplantae; Streptophyta; Magnoliopsida; Lamiales; Orobanchaceae
Source: the annotation of a GenBank genome assembly
AUGGGAGACACACUUCUUACUGCUCUGUCAAUAGAAAACCACCAUCCUUCCACCAUUCUAUCCAUGGACUCCAGCGCCUCGUCUUCACACGACGAGCUCGACCUCGAGAUGAACCGUCAGGUCAUCCUGACCCGCCCGCCCGACAUCAACCUGCCCCUCUCGGCCGAGCAGAGCCCGACCCCUCAUUUUUGGAACCCUGACCAUUCUGACAUUCUCGACGUGGGGCUGAGCACCCAAAUAUACGAGACUGAGAGCUUUCUGGCAGUCCCCAAAACGGGCCGUAAGUGCGCAAAACGGGCCGACAGCAUAUGGGGCGCCUGGUUUUUCUUCAGCUUCUACUUCAAGCCCGUAUUAAACGAGAAGUCGAAGGCCAAGAUAAUCCGGGAUGGGAAUGGGGUCUCCGGUUUCGAAAAAUCCGACCUCAAGCUUGACACUUUCCUGGUCCAGCACGAUAUGGAGAACAUGUACAUGUGGGUUUUCAAGGAGAGGCCUGAAAACGCGCUCGGGAAAAUGCAGCUGAGGAGUUACAUGAACGGGCACUCACGCCAAGGCGAACGGCCUUUCCCCUUCAGUGUCGAUAAGGGGUUCGUUCGCUCGCAUAGGAUGCAGAGGAAACAUUACAGGGGACUUUCCAACCCUCAGUGUGUUCACGGAAUCGAGGUUUUCUCGUCUCCUAAUCUUACAGUUCUCGAUGAAGAUGAUCGAAAGAGAUGGACUGAGCUCACGAGCCGGGAUUUGAACUUCACAAUUCCACCCGAGGCUAGCGAUUACGGCACGUGGAGAACUUUGCCCAACACAGAGUUUGAGCUAGAUAGGCAGCAGGUGCCUCCUGUCAAGGGAAGUAACAAUGGUAAUAAUACUACUAAUGGUAGUAGCAAUGGCCAUGCGAAAAAGCUGCCCAACGGGUCUGUGCUUAAUCUCUCAUCUCAGCCCACCAAUCACAGUAAUGGGGAUGUUGUGAUGGACUUAUCUCCUAUAGGGACCAAAAGGAAGAAGGAUUUUUUCUCGAAUGAUGAAGAGUGUUAUCUGGCAGCCAAUGGUCAGGAUCGAAUCCCAGAUUUAGAAGCUGUGCCUUACGAGCCAAACUGGUUGAAUGAAUUUAGCGGUGUUUUGAGAGACGUUUAUGGGCCUGUUACGGCUGCUAAGACGAUUUAUGAGGAUGAAGGGGGUUAUUUGAUCGUGACUAGUUUGCCGUUUGUGGAUCUACAGAGGGUCAAGGUUUCUUGGAGGAAUACGCUAACGCAUGGGAUUAUUAAGGUUUCUUGCACGAGUACAUCUCGUACUCCCUUUAUCAAGAGGCACAACAGGACUUUUAAGCUCACCGAUAGGUCGUCCGAGCAUUGCCCGCCUGGUGAGUUUGUGAGGGAAAUUCCUCUUUCGACUCGGAUACCGGAAGAUGCCAAGAUCGAAGCUUAUUAUGAUGGGGCCGGGACAGUGCUCGAGAUAUUGGUGCCUAAAUUGGGGGAAGGCCCCGAGGAACAUGAGGUUCGUGUGUGUUUACGUCCGCAUCAUGAGGGUAAUGAUCUUAUGUUGACUUAA